AAGUGGUUGUCAAGAGAGAAAAUAUCAGUCUUCAUUUAGAACUCAAGCAGAUCAGUUCCCAAAUCUAACAGUACAUCCAAAAUGUUCAAGGUCAUCGCCCUGGUUGCCUGUCUGGCCGUCGCCGUCCUGGCCUACGAGGACUACAACAGCCAUCCGAGCUACAAGUACGAGUACGGAGUAAAGGACUCGCACACCCAUGACCACAAGAGCCAGUGGGAGUCCCGUGAGGGAGACCACGUUAAGGGACAGUACACCGUGGAUGAGGCCGAUGGAACCCACCGCGUUGUGGACUACAGCUCGGACCACAAGACCGGAUUCCAGCCCCAUGUCCAGCGAGUUGGUCAUGCCCAUCAUCCUCAUGGCGAGAGCUACUCCAACAUCAAGCAGCACUACUAGACGGAUAACGAUAAAACAACCAAAUUGCCAUUGAAUAAAAAUAACUUUUGCAAGCAAACUACGUUUUUCUUUUUUCUUAUUAUUUUCAAAUAUAACUAUAAAGUUAGUCCCAGAUAACGAACAAAACAUUAAAGUUAUAAAAAUGAGAACAAUCUACUCUCAAAAAAAAUUUCAAUAGC
Molecule: messenger RNA, 575 nt
Organism: Culex pipiens pallens (northern house mosquito)
Lineage: Eukaryota; Metazoa; Arthropoda; Insecta; Diptera; Culicidae
Product: cuticle protein 19-like
Exons: 2
Coding region: 82-396 (104 amino acids)
Cellular component (GO): extracellular matrix
Source: RefSeq, a predicted model, not a curated record